AUGGAACGACCACCAAAGUACCAGCCUGUGAGCGCAGAUGAGGAAGCCGAUAUCUUGAGGCAGCUUGAGGAAGAGAAGGAUGGCAUUGCCUGGAACAACGACUCGACAGAGAUCAUUCCAACGAACACGCGUAGUUUUGUCGCGUUCAUGUCCCUGUUGCUGAUAUCACUCUCGGCGAACGUGCUGUUGGUGAUGGACAAUGCGAAACUGCGAAUCUUGACUGAUGGCAUGGGCAAGACACCGUACAGCAGUCUGACCUUCGAUACUCCUAUUCUCUAUGAGCCAAUUUCGCAGUUCUGGAACCCCAAUAUCAGUACCCACGAGAUGGACGCAGCCUGGGACGCUAUCGACACCAGCCCCAUGGCGGUCGCGCUCCAUGAUGACUUCACAAAGAAAGUUGGUCUUCCCCCGUCUGGUCGCUUUCCAUGGGAUACCGAACGCAGCAUCUACUACCUGAAAGGAAUUCACGAUCUGCACUGUGUAAAAUUCAUCCGCAAAGCCAUUGUGUCGAAGCACAGCGGUGAUAAUCAGAGUUUCAACUUGAACCACAUCAAUCACUGCUUGAAUGGCUUGCGACAAGACAUCAUGUGUGCAGCAGACGACACUCCAAUGCCAGCUCUAACAGGACACAUUGGUGAUGGUCAGGUUCGAAAAUGUCGUGAUUGGAAUAAAAUGACCAGAUGGGCAACCCAACCAGACCGACACGCUUGUUACAAGAUCAACGAUUACCGCGAAGCCACGAACACUCUCGAACAAUUUGCGUUCUGUCCGCCAAAUUCGCCUUAUCAGCCCAUUCAACAGGCUUACUUUGAUUAUCAUGGACACAAAGAUCCGUAUGAGCUGAAAGACGAAGAGGAGGUUAUCGCUUUCUAA
This is a messenger RNA of Ascochyta rabiei, 873 nucleotides long. RefSeq lists its product as uncharacterized. The record is from RefSeq and is a predicted model, not a curated record. The transcript is spliced from 2 exons. The coding region runs from base 1 to 873 and encodes 290 amino acids. Gene Ontology annotation, biological process: mycotoxin biosynthetic process. Lineage: Eukaryota; Fungi; Ascomycota; Dothideomycetes; Pleosporales; Didymellaceae.